Molecule: messenger RNA, 1422 nt
Organism: Coffea eugenioides
Lineage: Eukaryota; Viridiplantae; Streptophyta; Magnoliopsida; Gentianales; Rubiaceae
Product: zinc finger protein WIP2
Exons: 2
Coding region: 74-1171 (365 amino acids)
Biological process (GO): regulation of gene expression; anatomical structure development
Cellular component (GO): nucleus
Molecular function (GO): DNA-binding transcription factor activity
Source: RefSeq, a predicted model, not a curated record
AUCACAUUUUGGCCAUCUUCUACUCUCUCUCUUUCUCUCUUUUUUCUCUCUCCUCAAAGCUCACCUUUUCACCAUGACUGAUCCUUACUCAAAUUUCUACAAUCAAUGGUUCAAAUUCAACACUCCAUACCCUUUUUCUUCCUCAAUCUCCUCAAAUCAUCAGCCUCCUAAUUAUGUCCAAAACUUCUACUACUCAAACAAUUGCAUUCAGUACAAUGGUACUAGCACCUCUUUUCACUCUCACAACAGCCCACCAAGCUCACCUCCUCUAAGAGAAGCCCUUCCUCUCCUCAGCUUAAGUCCAACAAGGCAUGAUCAUGGAGCAAUUUCAGAAGAGCCCUGUUGCCAGGAAAUGGAUAUGGAAAGAAGUAGCAGCAGUAAAUCCAAAGAGGACAGCCAAAAAACCCUCUUUCCCGGAGCUGUUCAUGAGGUUCAUGAAGAAGCUGAAGCUGAAGAUGAUGAUGAAGAUGUUACUGUAGCACUACAUAUAGGACUACCAAACCCUAGUGCAGCUGAUCUGGCUUCCGUACUUUCUUCUUCAGCUGAAACCACUGAUAAAGAUCAUGAUCAAGAUGGAGAUGUCUCAGCUGCUGGAUACCACCCCAUCAUGAACAGACUCAACAAGGGCCAGUAUUGGAUCCCUACUCCUUCCCAGAUUCUUAUUGGUCCUACUCAGUUUUCCUGUCCAGUUUGCUGCAAAACUUUCAACAGAUACAACAACAUGCAAAUGCAUAUGUGGGGGCAUGGAUCUCAGUACAGAAAAGGGCCUGAAUCUCUAAGGGGGACUCAACCUACUGGAAUGCUAAGGCUCCCUUGCUAUUGUUGUGCACCGGGUUGCAGAAACAAUAUUGAUCAUCCAAGAGCAAAGCCACUAAAAGAUUUCAGAACCCUCCAAACACACUACAAAAGGAAGCAUGGGAUCAAGCCCUUCAUGUGCAGAAAAUGUGGCAAAGCUUUUGCAGUAAGAGGAGAUUGGAGGACUCAUGAGAAGAAUUGUGGGAAGCUCUGGUAUUGCAUUUGUGGGUCGGAUUUUAAGCACAAGAGAUCCCUCAAGGAUCACAUUAAAGCUUUUGGAAAUGGACAUGGAGCUUAUGGUGUCAAUAGCUUUGAAGAAGAUGACGAACCUGCUUCUGAGAUCGAACAAGAUGAUGACCAGUCCAUGCACUCAUGACCACAAAUCCAGAAAUAUAAUGGUGGUCUAGGGUACUCAACUAGCAACUAGCAAGUAGUCGAACUCAAGUAGGAUUUACAUAUCAAUGGUUUCUCAAGUUUGAAAAUCCCUCAAAGCUUUUGAUUUAGUUAGACUUGCAACUAGUUACCUCUCUGAGUAUUACUCAGCCAUUAAGGUAGUAAUGAUUCAAGAGUUCAACUUUCUAGCAUCUCCCCUUCCCCGAGGAUCAAGAAAAAAGAUAAAAAGAAAAU